Knipowitschia caucasica is the source of this 1497-nucleotide messenger RNA. Lineage: Eukaryota; Metazoa; Chordata; Actinopteri; Gobiiformes; Gobiidae. The record is from the annotation of a GenBank genome assembly.
AUGUGUCCGAUAUGUGAGCUUCCUCUUUACGCCCAGUCAGCAGCUACAGCUCGGUCAGUGACGCUGGAGAGUUCCCACAGCUACAAUGGCAGUCUUCAGUCACCAGGUGCUCUUCGCAGUGACACGAUCCAGGGGAUCCUAUUUAUUAUCCAAGAGACACGGCUGCUCCUCCCUAGCCUGAGCCACAGAGUCACACUCUUGGCUCGCUCUCUUCACGGCUCGGCCCCCUUGCUCCAGGACAUAAAGCCCGAUGACGGUAAACCUCCUGACGCCGCUGCUCAGGAGUCUCCUGCAAACAAAAAGGAUUCUACUGUUUCACCGUCGCCUCCUGCAGCUGCUCCGGUGCAGGCCGCCACUGCAGCCGCUGUGCCGCCAGCGCAGGAGAGGACUCUGGUCAAAAAGUCUCUGUAUGUCAGAGUCGUGGACGAGCUUAAGCACUACUACAAUGGGUUUCGCUUACUGGGGAUUGACAUCAAUAUCGCUGGACGAAUGGGAUGGAGACUUCUGCACGGACAGCUCCUCACACGCAGGGAGCGGAGGAGGCUCAUGAGGACUUGUGCCGACCUGUUCCGCCUGGUUCCCUUCAUGGUCUUCAUCAUCGUUCCCUUCAUGGAGUUUCUUCUUCCUGUUGUCCUGAAGCUCUUCCCUGAGAUGCUGCCCUCCACCUUCGAGACAGAAUCCAAGAAGGAGGAGAAGCAGAAAAAGGGGUUGGCUGCGAAGCUCGAGCUGGCCAAGUUCCUGCAGGAGACGAUCGCUGAAAUGGCUCGCAGGAACAGGGCCAAAGUCCAGACGCAGGACGAGACCCAACGCUUUUCCACUUAUGUGCAAAAGGUGCGAGGCACAGGGGAGCAGCCCACCACCAGUGACAUCGUGAAGUUUUCAAAGCUGUUUGAGGACGAGCUGACACUGGAGCACCUGGAGCGCCCCCAGCUGGUGGCUCUGUGUAAACUACUGGAGCUGCAACCCAUCGGCACCAACAACUUACUGCGGUUUCAGCUCAUGAUGCAGCUCCGGACGAUCAAGGCCGACGAUGAGAUGAUCGCAGCUGAAGGCGUCGCGGCCAUGAGCGUGUCAGAGCUCCAGGGUGCGUGUCGUAGUCGUGGGAUGAGGUCUCUGGGUCUCACUGAAGACCAGCUCCGGCAGCAGAUGCAGCAGUGGCUGGAUCUUCACCUGAAAGAGAACGUCCCUCCUUCACUUCUGCUGCUGUCCAGAGCCAUGUACCUCACCGACCUCAAACCAAAGGCUCCAGUGAUCCCUCCGGUCGCCAAGCUCGAGAAGUCGCCCCCUCCUGUAGAGAAGACGGAGAAAAACGCCUCUCCGGUCAGUGCGGAGGUGCUCAAAGACCCUGCUCUCAUUAUCAAAGACAGAGCGGUGGAGGAAAUCCGAGAUAAGGCCUCAACUCUUUCUGACAAACCACUCACUCCAGCAGAAGUCCUCCAGGCAAAAGCAGCCACAGAAAUGUCCCACAAGAGCAAGAUGAGUGCAAAUGGUGUUUGA